Messenger RNA from Sordaria macrospora k-hell, 1140 nucleotides. RefSeq lists its product as uncharacterized. NCBI's taxonomy places the organism in Eukaryota, Fungi, Ascomycota, Sordariomycetes, Sordariales, Sordariaceae. Gene Ontology annotation, cellular component: COPII-coated ER to Golgi transport vesicle; endoplasmic reticulum; membrane. Gene Ontology annotation, biological process: retrograde vesicle-mediated transport, Golgi to endoplasmic reticulum; endoplasmic reticulum to Golgi vesicle-mediated transport. The record is from RefSeq and is a predicted model, not a curated record.
AUGAACGGCUACAACGACGAGAAGCGUCAACUAGACGACGACGCCUUUGGUGCCAAGGGGAGCAUAGUCAGCGCUUUUGACGCUUUCCCCAAAUCAAAACCCCAAUACGUAACCCGCACCACCGCCGGCGGCAAAUGGACCGUCUUCGUGACCCUAAUCUCCUUCAUCCUCUUCUGGUCCGAAGCCAGUCGGUGGUGGCGCGGCACAGAAUCACACACCUUCGCCGUCGAAAAGGGCGUGUCGCACAGUCUCGACAUCAACCUCGACAUCGUCGUGAAAAUGAAAUGCCAAGACAUCCACAUCAACGUGCAAGACGCGGCGGGCGACCGGAUCCUGGCCGCCUCGAAGCUGCACCGCGACCCGACGGUGUGGCAGCACUGGGUCGACAACAAGGGCAUCCACAAGCUGGGAAGGGAUGCGCAGGGGAAGGUGGUUACGGGGGAGGAUUACUUGCAAGGUCAUGAUGAGGGGUUCGGGGAGGAACAUGUGCAUGAUAUUGUUGCGCUCGGGAGAAAGAGGGCCAAGUGGGCGCGGACGCCCAGGCUGUGGGGCGCGACGCCGGAUAGUUGUAGGGUUUUUGGCAGCUUGGAGCUGAAUAAGGUCCAGGGAGACUUUCAUAUUACGGCCAAGGGGCAUGGGUAUAUGGAGUUUGGACAGCAUUUGGAUCAUUCUGCAUUCAACUUCUCCCACAUAAUCUCCGAGCUCUCCUACGGCCCCUUCCUCCCUUCGCUCGUCAACCCGCUCGACCAAACCGUCAACCUAGCCACCUCCAACUUCCACAAGUUCCAAUACUUCAUCUCGGUCGUGCCCACCGUCUACUCCGUCUCGGGCGGCCGGUCCAUCGUCACGAACCAGUACGCCGUCACCGAGCAGUCACAGGAGGUCACGGAGCGCAUCAUCCCGGGCAUCUUUGUCAAGUACGACAUUGAGCCGAUUUUGCUCAACAUUGUGGAAGAAAGGGAUAGCUUUUUGCUGUUCUUGAUCAAGGUGGUCAAUGUCAUUAGCGGCGCGCUGGUGGCGGGCCAUUGGGGGUAUCGGAUUAGUGAUUGGUGUCAGGAGGUGUGGGGGAAGAGGAGGAGGAGGGCGGGAGGGCCGAGCGAGGGUAUGCUUGGUGGGAAGGGGCAGGAGCGCGACGAUUAG